Molecule: messenger RNA, 20859 nt
Organism: Lymnaea stagnalis (great pond snail)
Lineage: Eukaryota; Metazoa; Mollusca; Gastropoda; Lymnaeidae
Source: the annotation of a GenBank genome assembly
AUAGCCCAUAGACACAAGGAAAAUAAGGCAAAAUAUUGAGCAGAAAAAAAUAACAACAAAAACAUUGCUUAUUCCAGAUCACUCUACAAUUUCGAAGAAAAUUAACUUUUUCCUUCAUGAUUGCCUCUCUUACAAUUGGAUGGCUUUAGGCCUAGGUAGGUUAGCUACUUCUGAUCAUCAUCAUCAGUGGCGCUGCAGCCCAUGCCGGGCCCUGGCCUUCUUCACCACAUCCUUCCAUUCGGAGCGAUUCCAUGGCUUUCCGCCUCCAUGCGCGGACCCCAAGGUGAUGAAAGUCCAUCUCUAGCUGCUUUUAAUGGUCAUUGUACAGAGGGUAUUUCUUUAGAUGUUCGCGUGAGUCUCUUUUCAACCACGAUCUUGCGUAUUUACUCUGUCCACGGUAAACGGUAAACACGAUCUUGCGUAUUUACUCUGUCCACGGUAAACGGAUUUUUUGGGUGGGUUUUUUGGUGAAAUUUUUUUUCACUAAUCACAAACCAGCAUCUUCUACUAAUAUAUAUAAUGCAGAAAUCUGAAAGUAAGAUCUAUAGUCAGCUGUAAGCAUAUCUUUUAGCUCCUUGGCUCUAAAUUUAAAAAAAAAAAUAAGUGUGCACCAAAGAAUCCACGGUGCAUCAUCAGCUUUCGGAACUUAUAAAUGCACUGGAUUGUUUUUUUUUUUUUUUUUUUUUUUUUUUUUUUUGCUACAUCUCUGAUGCCACAUUGAACAGAGCAGUGUACAACUAGGGCCAUUGUUUGAGAGACCCUGGUUAAGACAAAUGGAAGUGUACCCUAUACAAGUCUGAAAUUAGAUCAAAUAGACAUUUUAAUUAUAAAAUGUAAGAGAAAUAAAUGCGUAAAUACUUACACAUCUGUAAGUGUCAGGCAUAGACCCGUGUCAACAUAAUCUCUAACAAAAUUGUAAGUACAUCAUCUGUAGACAUCUAUUUGUAGGAACUCAAAGAAUUUGUAAGACUCAAAUUUAGUAUGUAAAAUUUUUUUUUUUACUAACUAUACAUUUAUAAAGAAUGUAAAAUUAUAUAAAUGAGAGAUGACGUGUUUAAAAAAAAAGUUUGGUUUUUGUUGAACUUUGUUUUAAUUCCUAUAUUUAGCUGUAUGGAAUUGAUAUUUCACCCACAUAUAUAUUUAAAAAAAAAAAAAUGAAGUCUCAGCUUAGUAUUUACAGGUGAAAAGAAGAGAGUAAACGAUAGAACAUCUCCAGUUUUUCAUUGCAUAAUAAUAUGGCACAAUAAUAAAUACAAUAAUAAUACAGCAUAGUAAUAUAAUAAUAAUAUAGAAUAAUAAUAAAAUAAUAACACAGCAUAAUAAUACAAUAAUAAUACAGCAUAAUAAUGCAAUAAAGACAGAAGAGAUUGCCUGCAAGCUGCGUGAAAAAAAUAGUAAGAAAAUGAAACGGCAUUUGAAGUUUGAUUAAGGACACAGGACUUUUAAAUGUAAGGCAAACUAUUGAAAAAAGGUUGGGGGGGGGGGGGGNNNGAGACAUUUCAUUUCAAGGUCACUCUAGUAAACUAUCGGAGAAAUUGUGAUUUGACUGUACUUCCACGCUUACGGGGUUGGGGGGGAGGUGGGGGUUGGCUUUAAGCUUAGCUACAUUAGCUAAAUCACUGUAUUUCUUAAGGUGUUCUUUUCAAUAUUCUAUUCAUUUGUAUUGAUUGGUAUACUGGAAACGAUCACAAAAAUUUCAGGAUAUCCUCAUCAAAGAUGUAGAUUUUGUAAUUGUGUUGUGUUUGGUUGGUUGUUUAAAAAAAAAAAAAAAGUCACCUUAAUCCUUUUGUAAAAUUGUCUCCCCUGUCACAGGUUUAACCCAAGGGCAGAUAACCAUCUUCUGGCGCUUAUUGUUCAUGAUAUUAUUCUUUAAUUAGGCACGACCAGGAAGCUAUGACAGAAAACUUAAGUCUCGUAUUGUUUGGGAUCAAGGACUUACGUCUGGUAACGCAUUAGUUUUUAAGUAUACUGUUUAAAACAAUUCUGAAUGACCAAAAAAUGGUCUUCAGAUAAUAAGAAACGUACUCCGGAAAUGUAAUUGAUUAUAUGAGCAAACAGUUACCGCUAGGCACAGCUUUUAAGACUAGUCAGUUUCAUGACUAAACAUAGAUAAACUUGUUUUGAUUUCUUCACGCCCUCUAAUUUUUUAAACAACCAAAAAAAAAAAAAACUAAAAAAACAAACUAUUACAGUUAUUUAGAGCAAAUUUUAAAUUAACAAAAUUAAAAAAAAAAAAAAAAAAACAAAAACAACCCCAAAACCCACCAAACAAAAAUCCCAAAAAUUUAAUCCCCCCCCCCCCCCAUUCAAAGGCGUAGCGAGGGUGUUCGGCGCCCGGGGACAAGAUCCAUUUUAUAGCGCCACUUUUUUCUUUUUUUCAACUCUCAAACCCAUUAUUUUCAUCAAUAAAAUAAUAUCAAAGCACAUUUUGGCGCCCCUAACUAGCUGGCGCCCGGGGACAUCUGUCCCCCCUGCCCUCCCCACGCUACGCCUCUGCCCCCCUUUGAGCAUUUAUAUUAGAAAUAACCUGCGAACAUUGGCGGUGACAAAGCUUGAACUUCUAAUCUACUAAUAAAGUUAUUUAUUUUAUCAGAUUUAAAAUGAGUUGGAUUUCAGUACAAAGAAACAAAUCUAACAUUCACCGUGCCUAUAAGAAUCCCAUUUACAAGUGGGAGUUUAAGAAUCCCAUUUACAAGUAGGAGUUUAAUCUCGUGAGCCUAAGGAACAAGUAUUUGUAAAAAACAACAACUUUGAUUUGGUGAAAACCAAUAUGUUUUCUUUUUAAAUCCGUCAUAUUUGACGGUUAAUGGCUAUUAUUAACAUAAUUAUUUACUCAGUUUAGAAAUAAAUACCAUACAGCCCGUGCCUUUGAUUACGCAAGGAGUUAGGAAGGAACAAUUAUGUCAAUAUGUGUUGACAUCGUUCAAAAAAGAACAUAUUUGGAAUAGAUUUUUUCUUGGUGAGACAUUGGGCAUUUUUGUCUUUGAGUUUGUUAAUAAAUUGGUGUAUCUUUCUCACAGGUGGACAACCCCAUACCAGAGCCAGGAGAAGGGGGUAGGUGUUUGUAAAACAGGAGAUUUUGGUGGGGGUUGGUGAUAGUUCAUAAUUUAUAUUUUCAGCCAAUGGAAUAUGAAAAUGUAAUAGUUUGGUCGAUGUAGGUGGCAGGAGGUAGGUGGUAAGUUACAGGGGGAAUUAGGUAGGUGGUAGGAGGCAGGUGGCUGGUGGCAGGAGGUAGGUGAUUGGUGGCAGGAGGUAGGUGGCUUGUGGCAGGAUGUAGAUGGCAGGAGUUAUGUAACAGGUGGCUUGUGGCAGGAGGUAUGUGGGAGAUGGCAGGAGGCAGGUGGCAGGAGGUAGGUGGCAGGUAGCUGGUGGCAGGAGGUUGGUGGCAGUGGUAGGAGGUAGAUGGUAAGUAGCUUGUAAGCAGUUAAAAAGUGUCUUCUUCAUUGCCAGAUUUAAGUUUUUACAUAAUAACUUAACCCCUUUAAAAUUCUUCAAUGACCAGAGGUCCAACUCAGCAUUAGGUCAGUGGGCAUCUGUGGCUCUGAUGUUGGUUACUGGCAGUAUGGUCAGAUAGGCAGUUACGUGGUCAAUGAUCCAAUGGUCAUGGGUCACGAGCCUAGUGGCGUUGUGACCAAGUUGGGUGCAGGCGUGACACAGUUAAAAGUGGGUAAGUGGACAGAACUUUUGAGUGACAUCAGCAAGUGGGGCACUAUUUUAUGCCAUUUCAUACAAUUUGUUUUAUUAAAAAUUGGGAUACGAUAUAAAAGUAUACUAAAAUAAUUAGGAUAUGAUAUAAAAGUAUUUUAAAAUAACGUGGAUACGAGAUAAAAGUAUAACAAACUAACUGGGAUACAAUAUAAAAAGUACCGUAUUUUCCUGCGUAUAAGACGACUUUUUAAUCCAUGAAAAUCUUUUCAAAAGUCGGGGGUCGUCUUAUACGGUGGGGGUCGUCUUAUGAGCUGGUGUACAGCCAAACCCUAGAUUUUAAAAGGAAAAGUAAGGGUCGUCUUGUACGGCCAGUCGUCUUAUACGCUGGAAAUACGGUAUACUAAACUAACUGGGAUACGAUAUAAAUUAUACUAAACUGACUGGGAUAAGAUAUAAAUUAUACUAAACUAACUGGGAUACGAUAUAAAUUAUACUAAACUGACUGGGAUACGAUAUAAAUUAUACUAAACUGACUGGGAUACGAUAUAAAUUAUACUAAACUGACUGGGAUACGAUAUAAAUUAUACUAAACUGACUGGGAUACGAUAUAAAUUAUACUAAACUGACUGGGAUACGAUAUAAAUUAUACUAAACUGACUGGGAUACGAUAUAAAUUAUACUAAACUAACUGGGAUACGAUAUAAAUUAUGCUAAACUGACUGGGAUACGCUAUAAAUUAUACUAAACUAACUGGGAUACGAUAUAAAUUAUACUAAACUGACUGGGAUACGAUAUAAAUUAUACUAAACUGACUGGGAUACGAUAUAAAAGUAUGCUGAACUAACUGGGAUACGAUAUAAAAGUAUACUUAAACAACAAAAGAAAUUCAAGGAGAAUUAAGUACGUGGGUCACCUCCAGAGGUGUAGCGAGGGGGGCAGGGGGGAUAGAGGUCCCCGCGCGCAAGCUAGUUAGGGGCGCCAUAAUGUGCUUUGAUAUUAUAUAAAAAUAAUGGGUUUGAGAGUUGAAAAAAAAGAAACGGGGGCGCUUUAAAAUGGAUCUUGUCCCCGGGCGCGAAUUUUGUCCCCAGGCGCCAAACACCCUCCCUACGCCUCUGGUCAUCUCAGAUGUACCAAGGGAGAUUUUUUGGAAUCUUAUGGGAAUAGAAACGAAUGCAAAGCAUAUGUGUUAAGCAAAUAACUUAAAGUAGACAUUUACGAAUAGAUAUAAACAAAUCAACGUAUGUUUGAUAAGGUGACAGAGUAGCCGUGGAGCCGUCCAGGCCAUGCCGCAGGUGUCAGUUCUGUAAGAAGGGGCGGUACAACGUGUGUGAAUGUCUCAGGUACCUUGCCACGCCCCCUACCAACGGAUGUCUGUGUCGAUACUUCUGCCACCCUGCUGAUUUCGUCUUCAAGUUAGUAACCUUAACAUCACAAGAGAUUGUACUCUUAACAUCACAAGAAAUUGUACUAUAUACAUCACAAGAAAUAGUACAAUUUACAUCACAAGAAAUCGUACAAUUUACAUCACAAGAGAUCGUACAUUAACAUAGACAAGAAAUCGUAGCAUAUUAGAACGGUGUACGGUGUAGGCCUACACUAAUCAUGUUUUUUUUUAAAGCUUGAAAUGAAGCUGAUGAGCAACGUUUCCCUAUUUAUGUCAAUGAACUCUAUCGACGUCCGCAGACUGCCAGACAAUGUCAGUUUUGAUGAAGGCGCCUUGGUCCAGCCACUGGCUUUGGGAUUCUUUGCAUGUGAGAGAGGGGACGUCAGCGUGGGCAAUUACGUGCUCGUGUCCGGUGCAGGUCAGUGUGAGAGGAAAUAAAGACUAAAGAAAAUAAUUUCUUCCCGAAACGAGUAUAAAGAGACUAAGACUUAAAAAGUAGAACAUGAUUUUCUUUAAAAAUUUCAAUUUUUUGAAUAUGUAAAUUAUUGACGAAAGAAUUGGAAAAAAACAAACAACGAAUACAGGGAAGAGCUUUAUACAAAAACAUUUUAUAAAGCUCCACAUCACCCAAGACCCCAUCUCUCUCGACCCAAUCACUCACACACUUUUCUCUCUCGACCCCAUCACUCACGACCCCUUCUCCCUCGACCCCAUCACUCACGAACCCUUCUCUCUCGACCCCAUCACCCAUGACCCCUUCUCUCUCGACCCUAUCACUCAUGACCUCUUCUCUCUCGAACCCAUCAACCAAACCAAUAAUGAAGAUGCAAAUCAAUAACGUUACACCCAAGCAAUAAUAUUACACCAAUCAUAGACAUGAAACAAAUCAAUAAUAGUACAUCAAUAGACAAUCAACUCUCCUGUAAUAUAAUUUGCCCAGUCAAGGGCACAUGUCCCAUUCAGUAAUGCACACCUGUGUCAGUGCGGUGGGAGCUAUUUAACAUUAUGUACGCUACAUAUUGAAUCCCACCAACGAGCCAUAACCACGCAUUGCCUCGUGUCCUAACGAGAUUGACAUUUCUCAACCCGUGUGACGUCACCGCCUCAUUAACCGCGAGGCCAAACUGGCACCUCUCAAUGCAAAUGUCACGCGUGAGUCUCGGGAGAGACUGAAAAUAAUCCCAGUGACAUUUGAGCGGCACCCCGAACCACCUGUUUCGCGAUGACCAUUGAUUUAUUUCUUGAGACAUUUCAAAGGCGGGUGCUAGAUUCGUGUCUUGGGCAGGGUUUCUUUCUGGCAUCUCUCCGGGGAGGAGGGGGGGAAUGAGUAAAGUAAAACGAAAAUUUUAGAAAUAAAACCGACUAACUUGUCAUUUAAAAAUAAAAAAAAGUUACUGGUGCCUUGAAACGAUUACAGUUAGUGGAACCUAUGAAAUAUCGAUCCGCUAAAUAUUGGAUUACCCGUAUAUUUAACGCUAACCUUGCUAGAGGCUUACAAUGCUCGAUUAUAAAUAUCGUACUGUGCAGAAAAUUGGCCGCUUCUGAUCAUAAGCAGACAUUUAACUUUUUGUUAUUCGCCUGUAUUCGCCCGAAACGGUAUUUUUAUUUAAUAAUCUUAGCAACUUCGCAAGUUUAAAAACUUUAAUAACACAGUAUGAAACUACUUUUACAUCAAUAUAAAGGUCUAUAAUUGUGAUAUAGUUCCUUUUACGCAUCAAACAUGUGCAACCUGUUUUCAAAUUAUUUUUCUUUAAAAACGCAUGACUUAAAAUUAGGGAUAGGUGUUCAAUAUUAAUUGUAGGAUGGCAUUUUGCUUUGAAAAAUAGUUAUUUGCUGCCUAGUUUUAAAUGUACUCUAUUCGAUGUAUGUUGAGCUAGAUAGAGUGAAAACUUAAAACACAUUAAUAAUUUGUAACAAAAAUUUAGAAUCUAAAUUUAACGGGAGCAUACAAAUAGUACAAGUUUCAGAAAUUAUUAUUAAGUUGAAGGUGUUUGUGUUUUAUUUAUAUGAUCAAAUGUGCUAAUUUUGUAACAUAUGUUCCUGAAUAACAGAAUUUUAAAAAUAUUUAGCCAAAUUUAUUACAUUCAUAACUGCUUUUCUCUUUUUAAUACUAGAAUAAUAAACAAAUUGCCCCAUUGCACUCCAGUGGCGUACCUAGGGUUGGUGUCACCCGGUGCGGUAUAUUCAUGGUGUGGUCCCCCCCCCCCUCUAACUUCCAUGAUGAAUUUCUCCUUGUUAAAUAAGUCCACAGUGUAACAAUGACCCAAAAAACAAUAAUUGAAGUUCAGGAGGUCAAAGGUCAAUGUAAACUGCUUUUCUCUUUUUAAUACUAGAAUAAUAAACAAAUUGCCCCAUUGCACUCCAGUGGCGUACCUAGGGUUGGUGUCACCCGGUGCGGUAUAUUCAUGGUGUGGUCCCCCCCCCCCCUCCAACUUCCAUGAUGAAUUUCUCCUUGUUAAAUAAGUCCACAGUGUAACAAUGACCCAAAAAACAAUAAUUGAAGUUCAGGAGGUCAAAGGUCAAUGUAGAUUAUUUAAGAACUGUAACAGCGUUACGUAAUCGUUAUUUUGACAUUAAAUUUAAUUUAUUCAAAAGUUGUCCUUUCCUGAUUUUCAAAGCUGCAAACCUGUCAAUCACUUGAGCUAAAUCAAUUAUCCUUUACCGUAACUAUUUUAAUUGAGAUUAGAGCCAGAUCAAAAAGCCUUGGCUGUCCCAUGGUGGGUCGUGAAUAGUUCUUGAUGAGCCUUUAUUUUGAAAAGUUCUGAUCACAUGACGCCACAUACACACAGAUCGUAAGAAACAAUUUGAAGGCUUGGCGAGAGUAUUGGAAGAGAUUCUAGGAAGUUUCAUUCAGCUAUGAAUUUAAAGACAUCAAAUCCUGACCGGUCCAUGACUUUGUGAGAUUCAAUAUCAGCUGCCUGUAGGUGUCUUCUAAGCCUUAAUAUUUAUUUUAAAAGCCCCAUCUUCUGAUAAUUCAACAUAGAAAGAGGUUAAUUUUAAAUCGGACAUCAAUAACUCUCCUUCACUAGCUGAUAGUAGACUUUUGCCCCACAACAAAGCUUUUGUUAGCUAGCACUUCGAUGAUCGCGCCAUUUCUAUCAGUUGUCUUAGUUUGUCAAGAGGCAAGUUGUAAUUUAUCUGAAGAAAGUUUAAGUAGUUUGAAUUUUAAAAUAAAAUUUUCAAUCAAUUCCAAUACGCUUUCCUUCAGAAAAAAAAUCACACACACACACGCGCGCGCGCGUGCACAGACACACACACAAACGCAGACACUACACACUAAACACACACACACACACACAUAUAUUAUGUGUGUAAGUAGUGUAGUAGGGUCAAAUCAAGGCACAAAAUGGAGGCGCUCAUUAAGGCGCGCGCCUGUGUGCCUUAGGCGCGCCAAGGGGCAUAACCCGAUAAUUACUGCCUUAUAAAAGUGACCUCCCUUUGUUGUCCGAGCGUAAUUAUUUUUGUAUUGUGUAAUUAUAUUAAUUAUAUUGUAUUGUUGUCCGAGCGUAAUUAUACUUAAGUUUGUAAUUGAUUUGUAAUUAUUUUUUUUUGUCCGAGUGUAAUUAUAUUAAUUAGAGUUGUAUUGUUGUACAAUGGUACCUUUGAUUAAUGACGACAUCAAAGACGACAUCAAAGAGAUAACAAAAGAGGAAUUGUUUUUUAUAUAUUACUUUUAUUCAUAUUUAUUAUGACAAGCGUAUGAGUCAAGGAUUCAACAGAAUCACAAUUUUAUUGUAUAUUUUUAUUAUGAGUGGUUCUCAAAUUUCUAUUGAGUGGUUCUCAUUUUCUCUAAUGAGUGGUUCUCAUAGUGUUUUGGUUGUAUAAUUUCUUAUAUUUUUAAUUAGUUUUCUUGUAUAUUUUAAGUGGUAAUCACGAUGUCGGGGUUGAUUUUCUAAUAAGUGGUACUCAUUAGGUGUGACUCAUAACGAGUUUUCUUCUAGUUAUGGAAUAAUUCUGUUGUAACAGGAUAAGUUUAUUGAAUUUUAUUGAUGAGUAAGCAAAUAUUUCUCAUUUUCAGUAGGUUCUCAAAGUGUUUUGGUUGUAUAUUUUCUUGUAUUUUAAUUAGUUUUCUUGUCUAUUUUAAGUGAUUCUCAAAGUAUGGGGGUCAUUUUUGGUUGCAUUUUAAUAGGUUUUCUUAUAUUUUUAAUUAGUUUUCUUGUAUAUUUAAAGUGGUUAUCACAGAGUCGGGGUUGAUUUUCUAAUAAGUGGUUCUCAUUAGGUGUGAAUCAUAACGAGUUUUCUUCUCGUAAUGGAAUAAGGUGGUUGUAACAAGAUAACUUUAUUGAAUUUUAUUGAUGAGUAAGCAAAUAUUUCUCAUUUUCAGGGAUUCUCAAAGUGUUUUGAUUGUAUACUUUCUUAUAUUUUUAAUAGUUUUCUUGUCUAUUUUAAGUGAUUCUCAAAGUAUGGGGGUCAUUUUUGGUUGCAUUUUAAUAGGUUUUCUUAUAUUUUUAAUUAGUUUUCUUGUAUAUUUAAAGUGGUUAUCACGAUGUCCGGGUUGAUUUUCUAAUAAGUGGUUCUCAUUAGGUGUGAAUCAUAACGAGUUUUCUUCUCGUAAUGGAAUAAGUCUGGUGUAACAGGAUAACUUUAUUGAAUUUUAUUGAUGAGUAAUCAAAGAUUGCUCAUUUUCAGGUGGUUCUCAAAGUGAUUUGAUUGUAUAUUUUCUUGUAUUUGAAUUAGUUUUCUUGUCUAUUGUAUAUGGUUUGGUAGGCAGGACAGGUGGUUUUAAGCUUCUUCUUGGCAAGUUGAGGACCGAGUAGGGUCCUAAUUAGAGUUAUUGUAGUGUAUUGUUUAAAUUGUUUAGGCUUAGUGGGUUAUGUUUUGUACGCAUGACAGAUGUUUUAAGUUUUUUCUUGGCAAUUUUGAGGACCGAGUAGGGUCCUAAUUAGAGUUAUUGUAAUGUGUUGUUUACAUUUUUUAGUCUAAUGGGGUUAUAUUUUUUUUAAUUAUCAGUGACUUCAACUCGUGACUUACUAUCACCACACCUGCGCUCACAAGUCACGCUACACCGCGCAUUGUAACCAAAGGUCACAGCUCGUCCAUUGUUCACAUUUCCCCGCUACGCUUGUUAACAAAAGGGCUGACGUGUUCUGUGAGUGGCGGGGCGCUCUGGUUAGCCUAUAAACAAAAAAGGGCGCCCGGGGAGCUAGCUACAAGAAAUUUUAAAAGUAGUGUUGUGUAUUUUAUACUGACAGGGCUCCCUCUUGGUUCUACCAGAUAUUCCGACAGACUUCAUAUCAAGCACUAGGCAUUCCACUGAGAAUAAAACGUAAGAAAUGUAUGGAUUAACCCUGUUUCCCAUGUCAUCCCCCAACCUUCAUGAUUCGUCCGACUAUGGGAACACCUGCACCUGAGGCAAAUCUAACAGGUGGUUAGUACAAGGGAUCUCAUCUAUUGGACUGGGGGAAUGAGGGGUGUUACUAUAGCAGGAGUCACCGCCCCACCCCACUUGAUAAACACUUGGUACCGAUGUACCUUCCCAUCUCUCCCACUCAGCUCGACUCUAAGCUUUUUCCAACCCACCAAUCAACAUAGUACCCGCCCUUUCCCGACCCAACUUUACGAGGGCCAGCUACCAUAACAUUAAAAAACUUAACACUCUUGUUCGUCUCACGUCGACGCUUAAUUUUUUUUGUCCCCACCACACCUAAAAAUUGUUCACCCUUUGCAAACUUUACAACAGACCCAUCUACCACAUCAUAACACCCCGUUACUAGGUUCGUUGUCCCCGUCACAACUAACAAAUGUGCCACCCUUCAAACUUUACAGCAUGCUCAGCUACCACAGCAUAACACCCCGUUUGAGUUUUGUCUUGUUUCUCAACUAACUUUCUGUCAAACUUACCAACGGCGGAUACAUCUGGAUUUUUUCAAAGGCAGUUUUUAAUUUUCUCAAAUCCAGUUUUUUAAAGUUCUCAAGUGCAACUUUUAAGCGUUACCACGCAGUGUUUUAAUAGUUACCAUGCAACUUUUAUUUGUUACCAUGCAGUGUUUUAAUCGUUACCAUGCAAUGUUUUAAAGUUCUCAAGUGCAACUUUUAAUUGUUACCACGCAGUGUUUUAAUAGUUAUCAGGCAACUUUUAAUUGUUACCAUGCAGUGUUUUAAUUUUGACCAUGCAGUUUUUAAAGUUCUCAAAUGCAACUUUUAAUCUUUACCACGCAAUGUUUUAAUAGUUACCAUGCAACUUUUAAGGGUUACCAUGCCGUGUUUUAAGUGCUACCAAGCCGUGUUUUAAUUGUUACCAUGCAGUGUUUUAAGUGCUACCAAGCAGGGUUUUAAGUGUUACCAUGCAGUGUUUUAAUCGUUACCAGGCACACAUUUCAUUUCAUCUACCCACUAAACCUCUUUCCAUCCAACAUUACCCGUCAAAACUUUACGAUGGUCAUCUACGAUAUCAUAUACCACGUUAGUGUUUUGUCUUCUCUGACCACAGACAUAUGUCUUCGUCUCUUCUAAGAGCUCUUCCUACCUCCAUCUUUUUUCUAAUCAUCUCAACUCUUUCAAUAUCUUUCAUGCUACCACAGCCAAGUCCACAUUCAAACUUUAUUAAUAGGUCCAACUUCACUCAAACAUUACUAUGUCUUACUCGAGUCUCAUAACACCUCUUAACCUUACUGUUUUUAACUUUUCAUCGACCUCCAGAACCAAAGUUCAUAUCAACUAAUGUAGCUAAACUUUUCCAACACAACUAUCGGAGUGUCCUCAAACACAUAACUUCCAUUUUUCGAGAUGACCGACUACCCAACCACUUGUAUUCCACGGUUAUGUACCAGUUACAUGACUAGAGAUUACACUAGGCCUUCCAUUCAUCUCCGGUAAUCAGGGCGUUUAUCCCAUGUAAGCUACACACUUACGAUGCAAUCUCCAAAACACACAACUCCUAACUUACAUCUUACAACUAAAAACUCGCCAAACAAUCUCCAAAACUCACAUUUCACAAUUCACAACUCGCAUGUCAAAGCUCACACUUCACAAAGCACAACUAACAUCUCACAAAUCACAACUACCAAGUUUUGACCACAGGGCAAAAAUAACAACAACAUCGUAAAAUAAAACUUAAAUUGCAAAAAAGGAUAAAAAUAUUUCCUCCUCCUCCUCCUUCUCGGAUACUGAUGAAGCUGAAUUUAGUGGCCUCUCACAACCAACCUACUUUGCUCUGAACAUGUCCUUCUCCCCCUCCGCCGAAAAGUUCCUCUUCGCUUAACCUCCGUUGAUCUGAUCCUUUCCUCCUCCUCCUCAUCCUUGGAUUCCAAGGAAACUGAGUUUAAUCUCCUCUCACCUACUACCUUCUUUGGUCUAAGUAUUUAUUCUGCCUCAUCCUUCUCUGAAAUAAGACUCUAUCCCUAAUCUUUUUUGGUCUUAGCCUUUCCUCCUACUCAUUAGAGCCUACCGAAGCUGAGUUUAGUCUUCUCUCAACCCCCCAACCUCUUGUGUUCUGAAUCUUUCUUCUUCCUACUCAUCCUCCAGAAAAGGGACUCAUCUACCUUUCAACCCCCAACCUGCUGUCUUCUGAAACUUUCUUCUUCCCAAUAAUCCUCGAGAAAAAGUCCUCCUCCUUCUACGAAAUAUUUUUAUCCUUUUUUGCAAUUUAAGUUUUAUUUUACGAUGUUGUUGUUAUUUUUGCCCUGUGGUCAAAACUUGGUAGUUGUGAUUUGUGAGAUGUUAGUUGUGCUUUGUGAAGUGUGAGCUUUGACAUGCGAGUUGUGAAUUGUGAAAUGUGAGUUUUGGAGAUUGUUUGGCGAGUUUUUAGUUGUAAGAUGUAAGUUAGGAGUUGUGUGUUUUGGAGAUUGCAUCGUAAGUGUGUAGCUUACAUGGGAUAAACGCCCUGAUUACCGGAGAUGAAUGGAAGGCCUAGUGUAAUCUCUAGUCAUGUAACUGGUACAUAACCGUGGAAUACAAGUGGUUGGGUAGUCGGUCAUCUCGAAAAAUGGAAGUUAUGUGUUUGAGGACACUCCGAUAGUUGUGUUGGAAAAGUUUAGCUACAUUAGUUGAUAUGAACUUUGGUUCUGGAGGUCGAUGAAAAGUUAAAAACAGUAAGGUUAAGAGGUGUUAUGAGACUCGAGUAAGACAUAGUAAUGUUUGAGUGAAGUUGGACCUAUUAAUAAAGUUUGAAUGUGGACUUGGCUGUGGUAGCAUGAAAGAUAUUGAAAGAGUUGAGAUGAUUAGAAAAAAGAUGGAGGUAGGAAGAGCUCUUAGAAGAGACGAAGACAGAUGUCUGUGGUCAGAGAAGACAAAACACUAACGUGGUAUAUGAUAUCGUAGAUGACCAUCGUAAAGUUUUGACGGGUAAUGUUGGAUGGAAAGAGGUUUAGUGGGUAGAUGAAAUGAAAUGUGUGCCUGGUAACGAUUAAAACACUGCAUGGUAACACUUAAAACCCUGCUUGGUAGCACUUAAAACACUGCAUGGUAACAAUUAAAACACGGCUUGGUAGCACUUAAAACACGGCAUGGUAACCCUUAAAAGUUGCAUGGUAACUAUUAAAACAUUGCGUGGUAAAGAUUAAAAGUUGCAUUUGAGAACUUUAAAAACUGCAUGGUCAAAAUUAAAACACUGCAUGGUAACAAUUAAAAGUUGCCUGAUAACUAUUAAAACACUGCGUGGUAACAAUUAAAAGUUGCACUUGAGAACUUUAAAACAUUGCAUGGUAACGAUUAAAACACUGCAUGGUAACAAAUAAAAGUUGCAUGGUAACUAUUAAAACACUGCGUGGUAACGAUUAAAAGUUGCACUUGAGAACUUUAAAAAACUGGAUUUGAGAAAAUUAAAAACUGCCUUUGAAAAAAUCCAGAUGUAUCCGCCGUUGGUAAGUUUGACAGAAAGUUAGUUGAGAAACAAGACAAAACUCAAACGGGGUGUUAUGCUGUGGUAGCUGAGCAUGCUGUAAAGUUUGAAGGGUGGCACAUUUGUUAGUUGUGACGGGGACAACGAACCUAGUAACGGGGUGUUAUGAUGUGGUAGAUGGGUCUGUUGUAAAGUUUGCAAAGGGUGAACAAUUUUUAGGUGUGGUGGGGACAAAAAAAAUUUAAGCGUCGACGUGAGACGAACAAGAGUGUUAAGUUUUUUAAUGUUAUGGUAGCUGGCCCUCGUAAAGUUGGGUCGGGAAAGGGCGGGUACUAUGUUGAUUGGUGGGUUGGAAAAAGCUUAGAGUCGAGCUGAGUGGGAGAGAUGGGAAGGUACAUCGGUACCAAGUGUUUAUCAAGUGGGGUGGGGCGGUGACUCCUGCUAUAGUAACACCCCUCAUUCCCCCAGUCCAAUAGAUGAGAUCCCUUGUACUAACCACCUGUUAGAUUUGCCUCAGGUGCAGGUGUUCCCAUAGUCGGACGAAUCAUGAAGGUUGGGGGAUGACAUGGGAAACAGGGUUAAUCCAUACAUUUCUUACGUUUUAUUCUCAGUGGAAUGCCUAGUGCUUGAUAUGAAGUCUGUCGGAAUAUCUGGUAGAACCAAGAGGGAGCCCUGUCAGUAUAAAAUACACAACACUACUUUUAAAAUUUCUUGUAGCUAGCUCCCCGGGCGCCCUUUUUUGUUUAUAGGCUAACCAGAGCGCCCCGCCACUCACAGAACACGUCAGCCCUUUUGUUAACAAGCGUAGCGGGGAAAUGUGAACAAUGGACGAGCUGUGACCUUUGGUUACAAUGCGCGGUGUAGCGUGACUUGUGAGCGCAGGUGUGGUGAUAGUAAGUCACGAGUUGAAGUCACUGAUAAUUAAAAAAAAUAUAACCCCAUUAGACUAAAAAAUGUAAACAACACAUUACAAUAACUCUAAUUAGGACCCUACUCGGUCCUCAAAAUUGCCAAGAAAAAACUUAAAACAUCUGUCAUGCGUACAAAACAUAACCCACUAAGCCUAAACAAUUUAAACAAUACACUACAAUAACUCUAAUUAGGACCCUACUCGGUCCUCAACUUGCCAAGAAGAAGCUUAAAACCACCUGUCCUGCCUACCAAACCAUAUACAAUAGACAAGAAAACUAAUUCAAAUACAAGAAAAUAUACAAUCAAAUCACUUUGAGAACCACCUGAAAAUGAGAAAUAUUUGAUUACUCAUCAAUAAAAUUCAAUAAAGUUAUCCUGUUACACCAGCCUUAUUCCAUUACGAGAAGAAAACUCGUUAUGAUUCACACCUAAUGAGAACCACUUAUUAGAAAAUCAACCCCGACAUCGUGAUAACCACUUUAAAUAUACAAGAAAACUAAUUAAAAAUAUAAGAAAACCUAUUAAAAUGCAACCAAAAAUGACCCCCAUACUUUGAGAAUCACUUAAAAUAGACAAGAAAACUAAUUAAAAUACAAGAAAAUAUACAACCAAAACACUUUGAGAACCUACUGAAAAUGAGAAAUAUUUGCUUACUCAUCAAUAAAAUUCAAUAAACUUAUCCUGUUACAACAGAAUUAUUCCAUAACUAGAAGAAAACUCGUUAUGAGUCACACCUAAUGAGUACCACUUAUUAGAAAAUCAACCCCGACAUCGUGAUUACCACUUAAAAUAUACAAGAAAACUAAUUAAAAAUAUAAGAAAUUAUACAACCAAAACACUAUGAGAACCACUCAUUAGAGAAAAUGAGAACCACUCAAUAGAAAUUUGAGAACCACUCAUAAUAAAAAUAUACAAUAAAAUUGUGAUUCUGUUGAAUCCUUGACUCAUACGCUUGUCAUAAUAAAUAUGAAUAAAAGUAAUAUAUAAAAAACAAUUCCUCUUUUGUUAUCUCUUUGAUGUCGUCUUUGAUGUCGUCAUUAAUCAAAGGUACCAUUGUACAACAAUACAACUCUAAUUAAUAUAAUUACACUCGGACAAAAAAAAAUAAUUACAAAUCAAUUACAAACUUAAGUAUAAUUACGCUCGGACAACAAUACAAUAUAAUUAAUAUAAUUACACAAUACAAAAAUAAUUACGCUCGGACAACAAAGGGAGGUCACUUUUAUAAGGCAGUAAUUAUCGGGUUAUGCCCCUUGGCGCGCCUAAGGCACACAGGCGCGCGCCUUAAUGAGCGCCUCCAUUUUGUGCCUUGAUUUGACCCUACUACACUACUUGUGUAUAUAUGCAUUUUUUAUGUACACAUAAUGUCUUCUUAAUCAAAUUAUGCCAUUCAUAUUCAGUUUAUUAAAAUGUCCCGUUUCGAAAACCCCCUCAAACUGUACAGUCCUUUCUAUCAAGGAUUAAAAAAAAAAAAGAUUUAGAAACGGUGAUUAUUAUAAGAAAGCUUUUGGUUUUAUUUUUUUUAUUUGCAUUCAACGUGUCAAAUGACGUCAGCUUUUUGUGAUGGAAACAGUUUUGGAAAGAACAUUUUUCUUGUAUUGAAUAAGAAUGAAUUGAUUGAUUAAGUGGCUAACCCCCAAAACACUACGAAUAAAAAUAAAAGGAAUUUUGCUUCUUAUUAAUAACAAAUAUUUGUAUAACACAAGCAGAGCCACUUGUUAUUUCAAAGCCCUCUACUUUUAUAAUGCUUUAAUUAAUUCCACCAGGGCCACUUGGGAUGGUAGUACUUUUAUAAUGAUUUAAUUAAUUCCACUAGGGUUAUUUGGGAUGAUAGUACUUUUAUAAUCCUUUAAUUAUUUCACCCAGGGCAACUUGGGAUGGUAGUACUUUUAUAAUGAUUUAAUUGAUUCCCCCAGGGCCACUUGGGGUGGUAGUACUUUUAUAAUGCUUUAAUUAAUUCCACCAGGGCCAUUUGGGAUGGUAGUACUUUUAUAAUGAUUUAAUUAAUUCCACUAGGGUUAUUUGGGAUGAUAGUACUUUUAUAAUCCUUUAAUUAAUUCACCCAGGGCAACUUGGGAUGGUAGUGCUUUUAUAAUGAUUUAAUUAAUUCCCCCCAGGGCCACUUGGGAUGUAGUACUUUUAUAAUCCUUUAAUUAAUUUCACCAGGGCCACUUGUGAUGGUUAGUACUUUCAUAAUGAUUUAAUUUAUUUCACCAGGGCCACUCGGGAUGGUAGUACUUUUAGCCGCCAAGGCUAGAGGAGCAGCAAAGGUCUGCGUCACAGGUAGAGAAUUUAUACUAAAAAACUAUUUAAAAAAAAAUUAUAAUUACAAUACAGAAUGAGAAAGUUACCACACCUUAACAUGAACUGCGUAGUUAAUUUUAAUCGCAGCUAAGUGUUUAAUACUACAUUGCAGAUAAGUGUUUAAUACUUCAUUGCAGAUAAGUGUUUAAUACUACAUUGCAGGUAAGUGUUUAAUACUACAUUGCAGCUAAGUGUUUGAUACUACAUUGCAGAUAAGUGUUUAUUUUAACGUUUUUAUUUUUUUUACUAGUGUUUGUUCACCGAAGAAGGCUUCUUAUCGACACGUUCGCAGUUUUGUUUUCAUGAAAGUAAUUUUUACACACCCAGAUAUCAAUCAAGGGAGACUCGACUUUGUCAAGAGCAUUGGCGCUGACUUCACUGUGCUGGUCGGAGACGAGGGUGCCAAAGAGACAUCGAAGAGGGUGGUCGAGGCUAUGGGACGUGAGGUGGAUGUGUCCGUGGAGUGCAGCGGUCACCAGUCCGGAGUUGCCAAUGCAAUUUAUGUGGGUUCUCCAUGGAGAAUUUAGAAACAGCGUUAAACGAAUGCUCAGAAAUAUGUUUUGUCUAGGUACAGAGGGGGAAAAAGCCAGAUAAGAUAUUGUUAAGAAUUUAGUUAAAGAGUGUGUGUAUGUGGCUUUGGGGGUUGGGGGUAACCUAGUACUAAGUCAGUGUUUUCUGUAGUUUUUUAAAAUAACUUUUAUAGAUUUUUUUAAUCACAUAAAUCUACGUGUUUUAUAGCUUAUUGUCAUGAACUAUUCUUGAACUUUGUGUAUUAAUAUCUUUUGAAUUUUCAUUAAUUCCUUCUAAUUGGCAAUCCUUCAACUUUUCAGUCACUUUCGCCUAUCUUGUCAUGCCUGCUUGGGGUGUGCCAUUCGCAGGUUUAACUUAAAAAGCAAAUUAAAAUAUCAUAAUAUGCGCAACACCUGACAUAUGUUGGAAUCAGUGGUGUAGGAAGUGGGUGGAAAAGGGGGGGGGGUAGUCCACUCCAGGCAUCGCAUUUUUUUUCCCUCCAUUAUAUCGACGAGAGUUGCAUUUUAGCCUGACGACAGACUUUUUUUUUUCAUGUACGGGGGCCGGGAAAAAUCUUAGCCCGUUCGGGGCGACACUAACACUUAGCUGCACCACAGGUUGGGCUAGUCGGUUAUUACUAAAAUGGUGAAGGAAAAGAAGUGAAACUUAACAAAUGGAAUGACUAACUGGUCACUGAAACGGCCCUUAUUUGGCUUGAAAAAAUAAACGUCGUCAUUUUUCACAGAGUACAAGACCCACGGGGACGGUAGUGGUGGUUGGAUUCGGCGGCGAGACAGUGGAAGUCCCUUUGGUGGCUGCCACCUUGAAACAGUUAGACAUUCGCGGCAUGGCCAGGUUUUGUAACAAGUGAGUUCUAUAAGUAGCUCUACGGUUGUCUUUCACACAUUCUUAUGCAAGCAGUUGGCAUAUUCGCCUGGAGCGAGGAUUUUUUUCCCACCGCUGUGCAACAGUGGAAAUCUCUUUUUUUGAAAGCCAUUUUUUUAAGACUCGAAACAUUUCUCAACAUGAGCAAGACUACGGGGUGACGAGUCUAUUCCCUAAUCGCCAAGUAAGAGCCUCGAUAGAACACUUCGAAGGGAGUACUAGCGUAACAUUGAUAUCAUGUAGCUAUUCCCACCUAUGUUCUAAAUUCUAAACUGAACACAGACAUUGACCUCAUUCGAACAAGCCACGUCAUUGAUUAAAACUACAUUUUAAUUGGUUGAUGUCUGUUUCAUGACAAUUUUUUCCCCCCGAGGAUUAACAGAAAUCCAAUGGCAUCAUUAGCAAAUUACUAUCAAAAUAAAACUAAAACUAUAUACUCUACUUGCAAGCGCUGUACAAACAGAAAAAAAACCCACAAAAACAUCCCUGCUAUGUGCUGGCGGUUGGAAAGAUCUGUUGACUGUUAAAUCCCCCCCCCCUGUUAUUUUCUAUUUCAUAUUCAAUUAAUAGUAAUCCCAAUAAAUAUGAUUAUAUGAAUAUACGCUACCUGCAAGCGAUGUACAAACAGAAAAAAAACCCAACAAAACCUCCCUGCUAUGUGCCUGCGGUUGGAAAGAUCUGUUGACUGUUAAAUCCCCCCCCCCCUGUUAUUUUCUAUUUCAUAUUCAAUUAAUAGUAAUACCAAUAAAUAUGAUUAUAUGUUAACAAUUAGUCGGUUUCUUCCCAUAUUUCAAUGUUCCCCCCCUUCCCCACAUUUCUGUCUACCAUUGUCUGCCGCCUCAAUGAAUGUUACCUACCAACUUCGUACCAUUUUUAUGGUUUGGAAAAUUUAAUCUGUUUUAAGAUUUGACUCCUAGAAUGAACAAUGCGUAACAAAAGACUGAGAAAAACAGUAUGCAAAGAAAACGCUACCAAAGGUAGUGAGGCUAACGCUGUUCAAUUUAAUUAUAUUAUUAAACCGCUAUAAAAAUACAAAUUCAAAUAUACAAGGAAAAAUAAACAACAAACAAAAAACUGUAUUAACUACAGCACAGCAAGUGAAAAUGUACAAACCUCGAAAAAUACAAUUUAUUAAUUUAAACACACACUUAAAGAGUGCAAUCUGGCAAUUAUAGAACGUCUCGUAUAUGUCUAGGAAAUAUACUAAAAUCUCUUUCCCGGCUAGGAAAGCUGUGGCCUAUACAUGAGAAUUAAAUCAGAACACUCUAGUAAAGAAAUUCCAGAAAUUGCUUCACGGGAUAGCAUUUUUUGGAACAAAUAGGACGUAUUUGAACGUAAACAACCUUUUCCCAAUCAAGAGAGGGGUGGCACAGAACAUUUUAUCGGCCAAUAUCAAAACAAAAUAAAGUGGAGACAAGUGGUGGUGGCUAAAAUUACAGAGACGCCAUAAUAAUUAACUAAGACUUUAACCCUUGAUGUUUACCUCGGCGAACACAUUUUGAUAUUUCAAUUUACAAGAAAACUGAAACUGUUUUAUAAUUGUGUACGCCACGUUACCUAAAACACUUAUAACUUCUUGACCAAUUGCAUCUACUACAGCUACGAUGUGGUCAUCGAAGCCAUCUCAUCAGGAAAGAUCAACGUGAAGCAGCUGGUCACUCAUCGCUUCUCCCUGGAAAACGCCAUCGAAGCCUACAAUACGGCACGGAGAAGAGAAGGGAUCAAAAUUAUUGUUGAUUGCAGUGAAAGUCAGGACACAACAAUGUAGUUGUGUCAGGUCAGGGCCAGUCGAUGUUGUUGUGGCAGACGGUCACCCAUAUCACACAUUACGAAAAGUAAGAGGAUAUGCUCAUCGUCAUGAGGAUACGUCAUGUUGCACUUGAUAAAUACUUAAGAUGUCUUAUGUUAAAUUGUUCUUGUUAAAAACUGUUUAUCUUUGUCAUUAAUAUUUAUGUAUGUGAUGAAAAUUAAUAAGUACUUUGUAAUAAAAAAAGAAUUUACCGCUUAUAUGGAUUAAUAAAAUAAACGUAUCAUAUCUUCAAAUUUUUAUGUUCCACCUUCACAUACAACUAACUAUAACUGUAAUCAAUUCAUUAAACAGGAUCAAUUAAAGUCAACACUUUCUAGUUUUGUAAUUAUUAAUUUAUUAAGUACGGAAAACAAUCAAUUAAUAGAGAAUACAAUGAGGUGAAUUAAUUAUGGAGAAAUGUGUUGUGAAUUGGGUGUUAUGUCAUAUGUUAUUGAAAGUUGAUAAUUGUACCUAGAUAUUCAUGAGAAUUUAUUGUAAUCUGGCACCGUUAAAAAUCAAUUUAAUAAAUUACGAAGUGGGCAAAAAAUAACUUCUGUUUUAUUAAAUAAUUUUAAGUCACCUAUGAAAAUGAAACCAUAUAUAAAUUUGUUAAGAUUUGUAUUUGGUAUAGAUUUUUUUAGAUUUGUG